AUGGAGUUUCUCUUGUUAGAGAAGUCACUAAUCGCCGUCUUCGUGGCGGUGGUUCUCGCCGCCGUGAUUUCCAAGCUCCGCGGCAAGAAAUUGAAGCUACCUCCUGGUCCUAUACCGAUUCCGGUGUUCGGAAACUGGCUCCAGGUCGGAGAUGACCUCAACCACCGUAACCUCGUCGAUUACGCUAAGAGAUUCGGAGACCUUUUCCACUUACGGAUGGGUCAACGGAACCUAGUCGUCGUCUCUUCGCCGGAUCUGACCAAGGAAGUUCUCCAAACACAGGGAAUCGAGUUUGGAUCCAGAUACAGGAACAUCGUGUACGAUAUCUUCACCGGAAAAGGGCAGGAUAUGGUUUUCACGGAGUACGGCGAGCACUGGAGGAAGAUGCGACGGAUCAUGACGGUUCCGUUUUUCACCAGCAAGGUGGUUCAGCUUAACCGGGAAGGAUGGGAAUCGGAGGCGGCGAGUGUAGUCGAAGAUGUGAAGAAGAAUCCAGAUUCGGCGACGAAAGGGAUCGUGGUGAGGAAGCGAUUGCAAUUGAUGAUGUAUAAUAAUAUGUAUCGUGUUAUGUUCAAUAGAAGGUUCGAGAGCGAGGAUGAUCCUCUUCUUCUCCGGUUAAAAGCCUUGAACGGAGAUAGAAGCCGGUUAACUCAGAGCUUCGAGUAUAACUAUGGCGACUUCAUCCCUAUCCUAAGGCCGUUUCUAAGAGGCUAUUUGAAGAUUUGUCAGGAUGUGAAGGAUCGGAGAUUAGCGCUCUUCAAAAAGUAUUUUGUUGACGAGAGGAAGCGAACUGUGAGCGGUAAGCCUUCAGGCAGCGAAGGAUUGAAAUGCGCCAUUGAUCACAUCCUCGAAGCUCAACAGAACGGAGAAAUCAACGAGGAUAAUGUUCUUUACAUCGUCGAGAACAUCAAUGUCGCUGCUCUGGAGACAACAUUGUGGUCUAUCGAGUGGGGAAUUGCUGAACUUGUGAACCAUCCUGAAAUCCAGAGCAAGCUAAGGAACGAGAUCGACACGGUGCUUGGACCAGGCGUGCAAGUCACAGAGCCAGAGCUUCAAAAGCUUCCAUACCUCCAAGCCGUGCUCAAAGAGACACUUCGUCUAAGAAUGGGUGUUCCUCUCCUCGUGCCUCACAUGAACCUCAACGACGCUAAGCUCGCUGGCUACGAUAUCCCAGCAGAGAGCAAAAUCUUGGUCAAUGCCUGGUGGCUAGCGAACAACCCUAGCAGCUGGAAGAAACCUGAAGAGUUUAGACCUGAGAGGUUCUUUGAAGAAGAGUCGCACGUGGAAACGAGCGGUAAUGACUUCAGGUAUUUGCCGUUUGGUGUUGGACGUAGAAGCUGUCCCGGGAUUAUAUUGGCGUUGCCCAUUUUGGGAAUCACAAUUGGUAGGCUGGUACAAAACUUCGAGCUUCUUCCUCCUCCUGGACAGACUAAAGUGGAUAACUCUGAGAAAGGUGGACAGUUCAGCUUGCAGAUCCUUAACCACUCGACGAUCGUUAUGAAACCAAGGGCCUUUUAACAGAGGAAAUGGCAACAGCAUCGGCUCACAGUUUGGUCAGAGAGGUGUACUAAUAAUGUAUGUAAAGUAUAAACAAUAAUAAACAGCCAAGAGAACAUCAAUCUUUGGAGCUUCUCUCAAUUUGCUGAACUUGUCAACCGCUAUUUCAUUAAAACUGCAAGAUAAACAUCAGUCUCAGAUGUUUUGAUACUAAUCCUGAGACUGUUGUUCUGCUAAAUGACUGUAUUAAGACAAUAACCAAGACAAGAUGAUCAAAAGUAGUUUUA
Eutrema salsugineum is the source of this 1784-nucleotide messenger RNA. Its product is annotated as trans-cinnamate 4-monooxygenase. The record is from RefSeq and is a predicted model, not a curated record. The transcript has 3 exons. The coding region runs from base 1 to 1518 and encodes 505 amino acids. Gene Ontology annotation, biological process: lignin metabolic process. NCBI's taxonomy places the organism in Eukaryota, Viridiplantae, Streptophyta, Magnoliopsida, Brassicales, Brassicaceae. Gene Ontology annotation, molecular function: heme binding; iron ion binding; trans-cinnamate 4-monooxygenase activity.